CGACUUUUCAUCCACCUCGUCAUCCUCAAUCACACAAAAUGGCGCCGUCCGGUGACAAGAAGAAGGCUUCCAAGUCCUCCACCAAGGCCAACGCGGCCGCGAAGGCAACUCUGCGCGGUGUCAACUCGCACAAAGUCCGCAAGGUCCGCACCAGCACCACUUUCCACCGCCCCAAGACCCUCGUGCUCGCGCGCGCGCCCAAAUACCAGCGCAAGAGCGUCCACCAUGAGCCGCGCCUCGACCAGGGCAAGGUCAUCGUGCACCCGCUCAACACCGAGAGCGCGAUGAAGAAGAUCGAGGAGAACAAUACCCUGGUGUUCAUCGUGGAUAUCAAGGCGAACAAGAGGCAAAUCAAGGAUGCGCUGAAGAAGCUGUAUAACAUUGAUUGCUUGAAGAUCAACACCCUCAUCCGUCCGGACGGCACCAAGAAGGCCUACGCCCGGUUGACGCCUGAUGUCGACGCCCUCGACAUCGCGGCUACGAAGCUUUCGAUCGUUUGAGCGGUGGGUUUUUUACGCUUUACACUGCAUGGUCCAAAUAUGGCCCCUUUCUCUCUGAGGUUCUCUCUUUGAGAUUCUCUCUGAGGAUAGGAAAAAGAAUCGGCGUCCCGUGUGUCAAAUUAGCCUUUACAUCAUCGGGUCGGAUGGAGAUGACCAUUCGGGGGAUAGUGGCAUAGAUGAAUUCAUUCGAUAUCCUCAUCCAAUGUGUGAAUUUCAGCAGUGUGCCUCCAUGUGCUCUAGUCUACGAUGGUCUCGUUCCCUGGCGCUUGCCUCAAACGCGUCUAAUAGCCCAACGAAUCCACCCAUGGCAUGCCGUAUCCUCGUUUCGCACGGUAUGAGAAUUUGAUAAUCAAGUGACGUCCCAAGCCCCUCCCGGCUCCUUCGAUUGACUAACGU
Messenger RNA from Eremomyces bilateralis CBS 781.70, 896 nucleotides. Its product is annotated as 60S ribosomal protein L23. The transcript is spliced from 4 exons. Gene Ontology annotation, molecular function: structural constituent of ribosome. The record is from RefSeq and is a predicted model, not a curated record. Gene Ontology annotation, cellular component: ribosome; cytosolic large ribosomal subunit. NCBI's taxonomy places the organism in Eukaryota, Fungi, Ascomycota, Dothideomycetes, Eremomycetales, Eremomycetaceae. Gene Ontology annotation, biological process: ribosomal large subunit assembly; translation. The coding region runs from base 39 to 500 and encodes 153 amino acids.